This is a messenger RNA of Melanotaenia boesemani (Boeseman's rainbowfish), 5638 nucleotides long. RefSeq names its product neurabin-2-like. The transcript is spliced from 15 exons. NCBI's taxonomy places the organism in Eukaryota, Metazoa, Chordata, Actinopteri, Atheriniformes, Melanotaeniidae. Gene Ontology annotation, molecular function: actin filament binding. Gene Ontology annotation, cellular component: actin cytoskeleton; dendrite; cytoplasm. Gene Ontology annotation, biological process: calcium-mediated signaling; actin filament organization; neuron projection development. The coding region runs from base 431 to 3058 and encodes 875 amino acids. The record is from RefSeq and is a predicted model, not a curated record.
UUAACCAUUUAGAAAUUAGGUGGAUUUAACCUCCUGGGGGAGCAGAUUGUAAUACACCUCAUGGAACGAGGUCUGAACGGCAGUUAGAAAGAUUAAAAGUGGAGGAUAAACGUGGAAUAAAAGAGCAGAUUGAGAAAGGGAAAUAGAGUUCAGGGUGAGGGGAAGGGCGAGGAGAAGAGAGAGGGAUGGAGGAAAACAGAUGAUGAGAGAAAGGAGGAGGAGGAGGAGCAGAGAGGAGGCAGGCACUCGCAGGAGGAAUCAGCAGCAACAGCAGCAGGACAAUGGAUUGUUUCUACCGCGGAUCCUAACGGGCACCGGGCUGCUUCAACCAACUGGAAUAUAAGGAGGUGAAAAUCAAAGAGCUCCAGGAUGCAGCCGCCUCUGUCCUUGCAAGCCUGUUCUUCACCUGGGGGCAUUUGACUUUCCAAACAUGAUGAAGACUGAGCCCCCAUCGGCCACAGGGAGCAAUGGGGCUUCCGGCGGGAGCAACGGGAGCUCCAAUUUACGGAGUCCAUCUCCCCACCGCAACGCUUACGAAGCGGGAUUGGCGGCACUGAAAAAGGCCACUGACCAUCUCAACAACGCUCCGAACGGAGGCUCCGACCCCUCUGGAAAACCCCCUCUCCUGCCCCGCCCGACUGGAAGGGGCCGGAGAUAUGGAUCGAAUGUUCACCGCAUCAAGAACAUGUUCAUGCAGAUGCAGUCUCCUGGCGAUGAGGAGGACGGAGCCAAAACGAUAGGUAAAGAUGAGGCACUAAAACUCUCCAUUCCUAGAGCCUCUAGCCUCAAUGAACAUGUCGACCACAGCGCCCUGUUGAAAAUGGGGGGUACGGUCUCAGAGAGGGUCAACCGCUUUGACUCUAAGACUGGUGGUGACGGCGGGGGCUCUUCUAUGGGUCUCACCAAGCUUCAAGAGACCAGGAAGAUCUUUGAACAGCGGACUCUUCAGGAGAAGCAAGCUGCUACAAAUCGCAUCUUGCUGACGAAGGAGCGUGCGUCUGGCUUCCAGGACAGCCGUCUAGAUGUCGUGGCUCGUUUUAACGGCUCCACCGAAGCUCUGGACCGACUGGACGAUCUCCCUGCUUCCACUCCUGCCGCCGUUCCCUCUGCUGCAGCCUCGGUCGGACCCGGGGAGGCCGUCAGCCCCACUGUGAGCCAACUCAGCGCCGUGUUUGAGAAGAGUGACCUGAAAAACAACGUCUACCUCCCCCCACGUCGGUCAGCCCCUGCUUUGGCCCCAAAACCCAAACCUCCUGCUAGAGAGGAUGUGGCUGAGAGGAAGACGAAGGUGCUCCCUGCAGGUAAGGAGGUCAAGGAGGAGACAGAUGGAGGAGACAGUGGGGACCUGGCUGCAGACCUACCAGAAGCAGCAGGUUCUCUGCAGAGGAGCAAAGGUGAAGAGAAAGAUGGACUAGGACUUUUAGGAGAACAGCUCUCCAAUUCAUCUUCCUCAUCAUCCUCAGUGACUGUCACCUCAUCGUCAUCGUCUGAGGCUAAACCAGAACCAGGUGCACAGCCAGUGGCGACCGGAGCGAGGGGCUCUAGCGUCCAUGAGCUGGAGCUCCAGGCCGAAGAGCAGGACGGCUCAGCCGGGGCAUCUGAGACUGAAGGCAGGUUAGCUCAGACGGACGCCCACACUUUACUGGAAAACGGAGAGAAAGAGCCUCCAUCGUCUUCCCCGUCCUCAGACGAGAAGGGAGCUGACGAUGAGUGGAGGGGCAAGGAAGAGGAGGAUAAUGAUGAGGAUGGCUCCAGGCGGGAGGAUUACUCGGAGGGAGAUCUGGUAGAUAUCAGUGCGUACAGCGGGCUCGGGGAGGACGACUCCGGGGGAAGCCAGCUGGAAGAUGAUGACGAUGAGGAAGAGGAGGAAGAUGAGGAGGCGUAUCAGCCGGAGAGCAGUUGUACAGAAAUUCCAGGCCUUCCUGAGGAAGAGGAGCCUCCCCCACCUAGUAGGAAGAUUCGUUUCAGCACUGAACCCAUCAAGGUUUUUACAACCUACUGUAACGAAGACUACGAUCGGCGCAACGAUGACGUCGACCCCAUGGCGGCAUCGGCCGAGUACGAGCUGGAGAAGAGGGUGGAGAAGCUGGACCUAUUUCCCGUGGAGCUGGAGAAAGACAGCGACGGCCUGGGAAUCAGCAUCAUCGGCAUGGGAGCAGGAGCUGAUAUGGGCCUGGAGAAACUGGGAAUCUUUGUUAAGACGGUGACUGAGGGUGGAGCCGCCCAGAGAGACGGCAGGAUCCAGGUGAAUGAUUUGAUAGUGGAGGUGGAUGGGACCAGCCUGGUCGGUGUAACUCAGAGCUUUGCUGCCUCGGUCCUCCGCAACACCUCAGGCGCAGUCAGGUUUGUGAUUGGUCGGGAGAAGCCGGGGGAGCAGAGUGAAGUGGCUCAGCUGAUCCAGCAGACUCUGGAGCAGGAGAGAUGGCAGAGAGAGAUGAUGGAGCAGAGGUACAAGCAGUACAUGGACGAGGAUGAGGAGACUGGUGAAUAUGCAACCGAUGAAGAGGAGGAGAUGAGCCCAAUGUUUCCAAACUCCAUCGAGGUUUUUGACCUUGCAGAGAACCAGGACAUGUUGUCCCCUGUGGAACUGGACCCUGAGAAACUGGCCCACAAAUACAAGGAGCUCCAGAUCAAACAUGCUGUAACCCAGGCAGAGAUCCAGCUACUGAAGAGGAAGCUUGCUCAUGCUGAGCAGGAUAAGCUGCGUUGGCGGAUGGAGCGUGCUCAGUUGGAGCAAAACAUCCGAGACAGCAAAGAGAGGAUGGAGAAACUUGAGGGCUACUGGAUGGAGGCACAGUCCCUGUGUAAGGCCGUGGAUGAACACCUGAAGGAAACCCAGGCUCAGUACCAAACCCUAGAGAGGAAAUACAGCAAAGCCAAGAGAAUGAUUAAAGAAUACCAGCAAAAGGAGAUCGAGUUUUUGAAGAAAGAGACGGCUCAGCGUCGUGUACAAGAGGAGAGCGAGGCGACGCACAAAGAGGAGACGGACAACCUGCAGGAGAAGAUUACAGACUUGGAGACCAAAGUGGAUGCCUUGAAGACCCCCAAACCAUCCUAGACUGCUGCUACUUCCUACCUCCUGUGUGUUACUCGAAGAGGAGGAGCGCCGCCUUCAUUUCGACCAGGGCUGUAUUAUAUUCCUAUCAACCAUUCACUGCACGGACAGAUAGCGGAGGGGAAAAAGAAUAACAUGACAGCUGUAAAAAACAAAACAAACAAAAAAAGGAGCCGAGGAGGGUGGCAUUCGAAGACGAAAGCCAGUGGUUUAAGUCCUCUACCAGUAAAUGACCAGUCCCGGGAUGAUCUGUCUGCAAUAUCCAGAAUCCUCCUUGUGUGUCUUCCUGUCAACCAGCUUGGCAAUCAACAUAGUAAUCACAAUCAAAAACAGUUUUUUUUCCUCUCCUCAUCAAUAGUAUUUUACCAGGCUCGAUCUCUGAUUCAAAUUUAUUUCACAAAAAGCGCUUUUAAUAACCAGGCUUGUCACAAAGUGCUUUAUAGACUGACUGAGGGCAUGAAUGCAGAGUAAAAUAGAACAAACCUAGAAAGGACCAAUUAUUGUUGUUCUUUUUUAAUGCAGGGGUCUCUGAACAAUGUUUCUGUUUUUUUUAUUUUCUUUUUUUCAUUUUUCUUUUUGGGGUGGGGGGGAUCCUGAUGAAGAGGACCAGUUUUUUGUUCUAUUGUAUUGAUCUUACGGAUGGUCGCCUCAUUUGUAGCGACUGCGCGGAGAAAGAAGAGGAACCUUUGACAGCAACACCCAACAAACUUGGAAAAGGAAAACAGCCACCACUCGACAGAUAGUUCAGUAAUAAAAACUAUGAAACAAAGAUGACAAAUUCCUGAUCUAAAACUGUGAAACUGCAGAGAGCCCCCAGAAACCCCAGACUGUGGUUUCACUUGUCCAGCCUAAGUCUUCAAGCGGUGGAAGGAAUCAGGCAGAGACGUGCUUUUUCAGGUCUGAACUGGUGAGGCGCAACGUUUGUAUAUACAGUACUUUCUACGUUUAUUUAAAACUGUUUAAGUGGCUGGAACAGUUUAGUGGAUCCUAUCUGAAAAUAAGGCAGUGCAGUGACGCCUCAUUGUGGAGGGAAUGGUUCAGUAUUCCUCAGUCUGUUUCAUCUCUUUUCUAUCUACAUCAAUGGCAAACAGGGUGUGAAUAGUCUAUUCUGUGCUUAUAAAGCUUCAAAUGGUAUAUAUUGGUGUUUACUACAGUAUCUGUGGGUUUACAUGCACAUCAACCUCCAGCUAGUCAUCCUGUUAAUGUAAUUUAAUCUUAAGCUGGUGCAAGGAUAGACUGCUUUCAGGUUUUAGAAAUGUGUUAUCUUAAAUUGAGCAUGUUUGAAUGCCCAGCUAGAGUUUUAUUAGUAAGCAAAGAACAUUCAGUUGAUUUCUACAUUUAGAAGCAUCUCUUAGAGACUUUCUAAAUAAAAAAAAAUAUAUAUAUAAUUGGUUGAGCAUGUCCAAAAGGGUGCUUGGAUCUAGUUUUAAAGAAUCAUAAUUAUAUAUAAAACUAUUUGUUAAAAAUUGAAAACAAUACCAAAAAAAUGCAAAAGAGAAGCAGUAAUAAAUCAGUUUUCAUAACAAACUGUAUGAUUAAGUGUAUUGUUAAUUAGCAAUUGAUGCUCUGUAUAACUAUGAGGAAAAGAUUGGUGGGUCAAUAUAACAUUUCCCCCCAGUUGCCUUAACUUUUAUAUGCAGUUAAUGCAACUUAAAAUGUGGCCCCUUGCUGAACGUUUAAUGCCAAAAACAUGCAUUUCCGUUUUUAUUUUAGUAUACUAAAAUUUAUCAAAUGGAAAACAACCUAGUCUUUUUGGCCUGACUUAAAUAUGUAAUUAUGAAAGCAAAAGGUAAUAAGUGUUUGAAUUUCUUAUUUAAAUUUAUUACCUUUUUGAAGUUUUGAAGUGGAUUUGUGCGUACUUAUAAGUAGUUGUCUCACAUGCAGUAGACACCAGUCACUGCAUUCUUAAUGUGGAGAACCAGGUCUAAAAAUCUAAAUAUAGCAUUUUUGUUUAAGCAGCUACAAAUUUACAAGGUUUGAGUUGUUGUACAUUGAGAAAAUUCACUAUUUUCUUUCUCAUGUUUUUAGUAUCUGCUAGCUUGACUCCCUCAUCAGAAUUCCUUUCUUCUCCAAACGGAGAGUACUCUGACUUCUGUCUUUUGCUUAGCCUACUAAUAAGCAUCACAGCCCCAUUAAAAAAAGAAAAGAAGAAAAAACCAGAAAAACUCCCUCUAAACAGAUGUAUUUCACUUCUCUUAAUACUCUUAAUAACUGGAGUUAGCUUGUUAGCUACACAACCCAAUUAGAAAAUAAAGAAAUAUCCCUUUAAACAAAUUAAUUUUACUUCUCAUUUUGUAUUUAAUACCUCGUAUACUAGUUAGCAGUAAUGAGACUUUUCAACUUAAAAUAACUGACUGCUAACAGCUAAAUGUUCACACAACCCCAUUAAAGGAAAAAAAAGAAAUAUUCCUUAAAAAAAUUAUUUUACUCUUCAUUUUAUUUUUAAUACCUUGUAUACUCAGUAGUGGUAUUGGGACUUGCCAACUUAAAAUAACUGACUGCUAACGGCUAACUGUGGUUAGCUUGUUAGCCUGUAGAUUUACACAACUCCAUUAAAAUGUUAAAUAAGAAAAAAAUAAUAUU